Molecule: messenger RNA, 2621 nt
Organism: Spea bombifrons (plains spadefoot toad)
Lineage: Eukaryota; Metazoa; Chordata; Amphibia; Anura; Pelobatidae
Product: tetraspanin-4-like
Exons: 7
Coding region: 50-1003 (317 amino acids)
Cellular component (GO): membrane
Source: RefSeq, a predicted model, not a curated record
CCGUGUGAUACUUUGUUUCUUUGUAAAGAUUAGAAUAAGCCAUUAGACAAUGCAGGCGUCCAGCAGUGACGACCCCAGCUACAGCCAGAGUUCUCCACCGGGAGGACGUCGAGCUCAAUGGAAAGGGGUCUACAGCGGGAGAUGGGGGGUCGCGGGAAGUUCUUCAUUCAGUGGCGUGCAGUCAAAUCCCGAAGACCCAUCAGGUGGGGAGGCCAAAAAAGAAAACCGAGUAAUCGUCCUGUACCUGGAUCUUUCCUUUCUUUUACUUCUAGAGUUGAAGAAGAUGAGUAUGACGAGGGGCUGCUUGCUGUGCAUCAAGAUAACCAUGUUCAUCUUUAAUCUCAUCUUCUGGCUCGGAGGAUGUGGGAUCCUUGGUGUUGGGGUCUGGCUGGCUGUCACCCAGGGGAAAUUUGCCACCCUCUCCAUCUCAUUCCCGUCGCUGUCGGCCGCCAGCCUCUUCAUGCUAACCGGCUCCAUUAUAAUGGUGGUGGGAUUCAUUGGCUGCCUGGGAGCGGUGACGGAGCACCGCUGUCUCCUGCUCACAUUUUUUGUGGUUUUGCUCAUUAUCUUCCUGCUCGAGAUGAUCAGCAUGAUUCUCUUCCUGACUUACAAAGAAGAGUUUCACAAUUACGCUCAGGAAGACCUAAAGAAAGGACUCAAACUUUAUAGAACCGAUGGGAAUCUGGGACUGACGAAUGCCUGGGACAUUGUCCAGACAGAGUUCCGAUGCUGCGGAGUAAAGAAUUACACGGACUGGCUCGAUGUGUGGAACGCGUCUUAUGUUCCUCAUUCUUGCUGCUCGGAACACCACGAUGACUGCCAUUCCACCCCCAGCAGCUGGUGGAGAGACCCCUGUUACAUGAAAGUGAAAGAAUGGGUCGGACAUAAUAUGUCUUCAGUCGGGAUAUUUGGCAUCUGCAUUCUCGUUGUGCAGGUCUUUGGCCUGGUCUUCUCCAUGCUGAUGUACUGUCAAGUCCUCAAGGCUGAAUUAUAUUAUGAAUGAAUGCAGCUACCUGCAAUUCCUCCUACAAACUUUUCCUUGGCGCUUCGUCCAUGUCCUUUGUGAGUUUUCCACAAAUGCACCAAGAUGAGAGAAGGUUCCUUCAUUCUGCUUCUACCUACUCAAGACUCUUAGGUGGUCCAAAGCCCUUUCUCUCUGCCCACGAGCUUCUCACCCUUCCAAUAACUCUCAACCAAGCUUAGAACCAUCAUUGGGAUAACUACAUCGACAAUAAUCGUACUUCAUCUACUGCAUCUAACAGAGGGACGUCUUUAAGCAGCUCCGACGUUCAUGUAGAUACACCGAACCCAUCGAUACAGGAACCAGGCUCUUCUAGAAUGUUUUGGGGACUUGUUGUCUUUUGAGAACGUUCUGAGAAGUUAAAUUCUGCAUCAACAAUCAGCAAUGGUCAUCCCAGAAUAAUGCGCCGUGUACUCUAUGUGGACGGGGGGAAAAAACGGACAUCCGGUGGCUUAUAUCUAAUCACAAUAAGGACCUUUUUCACCAGUGGUAGCUACAGCAAUAAGCGUUAAGAAGCCUCGGCAUCUGUGGGUCGCAGCACCCAACAGCCUUCUACACCUUCUAGAAUUGUAAAAUAUACCUAUCCGUAGUCCUACGUGCCUUUUGCUUCUAAAAGCUGGUGGUUUUUAUAUUGUAGUCCAACAUAUCAUAUCUUACAGUGCUUAACACGAACCUUUACACCCAACUCCAUCAUUUAUAACGUAAAAUAACUUAUCGAAAAGUAGCUCUUAGCUGGAGUUUUUGUUAUUUUAGUAUUUGUGCUUUUGACUUCUAUUUGAGGCUUUAAUGGUAAGUAAUAUCUUUUGCGGGGGUUUGUUACAAUAUUGUUGCAAAAAGUGCCAACGUUCUCAUGCGUUCUAGAGGUGUCCUGAAACAUAUAUAUAGGGGCAUAUAGAGCGCCGAGUGUCUACAGAUUUUUAUUUUGGGGGGAACUAAAUUCAAAUUUGGAAAACAAUGGAGUAAAUUGAGUAAAUAUUGGUCCAGCAUGGGAUUUAAAUCAGUAACUCAAGUGAUUGGAGUCUCGAUUGUUUUGAUGGAAUGGCGUCAAGGUCUCCCCUCUUUCCUUACAAUGCGGAUUCAUAGAAAUAGGGGGCAUUAUGAUCGUUUGUGAAUUUAUUUUCUGUUCAUGUUGUAUAAAUGUUUCUUUCCGUUGAAUGAUGUGUAGGGGAUUUAGCCGGCGGUUCUAUGAUCUGAAAGGUCAUGCGCCUUCUUGUGCUUUAAGGGACCUCUCAUAGCAUAUUCUUGUUCUGGGAUUAUAUCGUUGUGAUUUUUGCCUCCUUUACUCCGUAUUAUUUUUUUAAUCAUUUUUGUUUUAAAGUGUUUAAUGGUUUAGGAAUAAUUUUGCUUGGGCAGAUGUUACUUUCUUCUUAUUAGGGACCACAAGAAAGAAACAUCGGGGUGAUUUUAUUAGGUCAUUUAAUUUAGGCUAAAAAACACCCCCAAUUUUAAAUACAGCGCACCUCCAGAAGCUGUUUGACACCAAUGACAUACGGGAUCAUACAGAAGUUUUUGAGUCAUACAAACAGCUGUAAAAACAUAUUAAACACUAAAAAAUAAUGCAAUUAUACUCCAGUAGUGGAAAAGAUGGAAAACAUGCUAU